Molecule: messenger RNA, 4095 nt
Organism: Syngnathus typhle (broad-nosed pipefish)
Lineage: Eukaryota; Metazoa; Chordata; Actinopteri; Syngnathiformes; Syngnathidae
Product: ankyrin repeat and BTB/POZ domain-containing protein 3-A-like
Exons: 17
Coding region: 194-3403 (1069 amino acids)
Molecular function (GO): protein heterodimerization activity
Source: RefSeq, a predicted model, not a curated record
GGGAGGGUCGCAGGCAAACUAAAGUUUCGUGUGCUCCGCUGCCGGCCCGUGUCGCAGCAACGCGGGGCAAUGACGCACAGGGCUCCGUGAAGAGCCCACCGAGCUCGCAUGGCUUCUUUUUAAGAGUCGCGCAGGGAACCACGAACGCACGCACGCACGCACGCACGCGUGCCCAGCAGUAUGCGGCGCGGCGAUGGCAGGCAACGCUGUUGAGAGCACCGCGGUGAGGACGCUGGAGGACCUAACGCUCGAUUCCGGUUAUGGUGGCGCGGCGGACUCGGUCCGGUCGUCCAGCGUGUCGCUGUGCUGCUCCGAGCCGCCCCUGCAGUCCCUCCCGCACGGCGGCAACCGCUGGCAUCUGACGGGAUCCAUGCACAGCCGACAGAACAGCUUGGACACGGUCAACACCGUGCUGGCCGAGGACACGGAGGCGCUGGAGUGCGCGAGCCAGCUGUGCGCCAAGCUCCCCGAGCCGGAGGAGGUGCCGUGGAGCCUGGCCGAGGUGGAGGGCGCGCUGCGGCGGCGGCGGCAGCGGCCGGGACCCGGGCCGGAAGAGGAGCCGCCGCUGCCGCCGCCGUCCCCGGAGGUGCUGGCGCGGCUCUCGGUGCUCGUCAGCCGCGCGCUGGUGCGCCUGGCCCGGGAGGCGCAGCGGCUCAGCCUGCGCUACGCCAAAUGCUCCAAGCUGGAGGUGCACAGCGCCGUCAAGGUGGUCCUCUCCUGGACCAUCUCCGUCAACUGCAUCGCGGCCGCGCUCAGCGCCUUGUCCCUGUACAACAUGAGCGCGGCCGACAAGUUCGGUCGCGGCAAAUCAGCGCGCUGCGGGCUCGUCUUCUCCGUGGGCAAGUUCUUCAGGUGGAUGGUGGACAGCCGCGUGGCGCUGCGCGUCCACGAGCACGCCGCCAUCUACCUGACGGCGUGCGUGGAGAGCCUCUUCCGGGAGGUUCUCGACCGAGUCCUGCGCAGUGCCCUGCUGCAACGGGACGACGGAGCGGCCGACCUCAGCCUGGAAGCUUUGGAGCAGGCCGUGGCUGCAGACUCGGAGAUCUGGGGGCUGCUGCAGCCCUGCCAGCACCUCGUCUGCGGGAAGAACUCCAGCGGUGUGCUGAGCCUCCCCGAGAGUCUGAACCUCCACCGGGAUCAGCAGCAGCGCUCGGGUCACGGCUGCCUCACGCCGGCCGAACUGCGCACGUUGGAGCAAUCGUUGCUGGCCACGCGUGUUGGAAGCAUCGGCGAGCUGAGCGAUUUGGUGUCGCGGGCCAUGCACCACCUGCAGCCGCUGCACGUGAAGAACAGCAGCACCGGGAGCCCGCUCCACCACCACCACCACUAUCCCCACCACCACAAGAUGGCCGCCGCCACCGUCAGUAGCAGCAGCAGCGGCAGCUCGGGCGUGGCGGCGACUUGCGGCGGCGGAGACGUCCACUGGGAGCCCGAGGCGCUCUACACCCUGUGCUACUUCAUGCACUGCCCACAGGUGGAGUGGGAGAACCCCAACGUGGAGCCCUCCAAGGUCACCCUGCACACCGAGAGGCCCUUCCUGGUGAUGCCGCCGCUGAUGGAGUGGAUCCGGGUGGCGGUGGCCCACGCCGAGCACCGCCGCAGCCCGGCCGUGGACAGCGACGACGUGCGGCAGGCCGCCCGACUCAUGCUGCCCGGCGUCGACUGCGAGCCCAGACAAAUCAAAGCAGAGGAUUGUUUCUGCGGCACCCGCAAGCUGGACGCCGCCUCCACGGAGGCCAAGUUCCUGCAGGACCUGGGCUUCCGGAUGCUCAACUGCGGACGCACCGACCUGGUCAAGCAGGCCGUCAACCUGCUCGGACCCGACGGCGUCAACAGCGUCAGCGAGCAGGGAAUGACGCCCCUGAUGUACGCGUGCGUGCGCGGGGACGAAGCCAUGGUCCAAAUGCUCCUGGACGCCGGCGCCGACGUCAACGGCGAGGUGCCCGCCACAGUGCGCAAGCACCCGUCCGUUUAUCCCGACGCACGCGGCGGGACGCCGCUCACGUUCGCCGUCUUGCACGGACACGCACCUGUCGUGCAGCUGUUGCUGGACAACAGCGCCGGCGUGGAGGGUUCGCUGCAGGACGGCGCCGACAACUACACGGAGACGCCGCUCCAGCUGGCCUCGGCCGCGGGCAACUUUGAGCUGGUGAGUCUGCUCCUGGAGCGAGGUGGCGACCCGAUGAUGGGCACGGCGUGUCGCAACGGCAUCUCGUCGGCGCCGCUCGGCGACAUGAACUCUUUCAGCCUGGCGGCGGCGCACGGGCACAGAAACGUGUUCCGGAAGCUGCUGUCCCACACGGAGAAGGACAAGGCCGACGUCGUUUCCCUGGAGGAGAUCCUGGCCGAGGGUUCGGCGCCGUCGGCGCAGAAGGCGGCGGCCUCGCACGCUAACGGCGGCGGCGGCGGCACGUUGCGAACAGGAAAGGCCAAGCUGCGCGCCCUGAAAGAAGCCAUGUACCAUAGCGCCGAGCACGGCCAUGUGGACAUCACCAUCGACAUCCGCAGCUUAGGCGUUCCGUGGACGCUGCACACGUGGCUGGAGUCGCUGCGGACGGGCUUCGCCCAGCAGCGCCGUCCGCUGAUCCAGGCUCUGCUUAAGGACUUCUGCUGCAUCCGCGAGGACGAGUACACCGAGGAGCUGCUCACGCACGGCCUGCCCCUCAUGUUCCGCAUCCUCCGGUCCUGCAAGAACGAGGUGAUCAGCCAGCAGCUGUCCGUCAUCUUCACGCAGUGCUACGGUCCCUUCCCCAUCCCAAAGCUCACCGAGAUCAAGAGGAAGCAGACCUCGCGCUUAGACCCGCACUUCCUCAACAACAAGGAGAUGUCGGAUGUCACCUUCCUGGUGGAGGGGAAACCCUUUUAUGCACACAAAGUUCUGCUUUUCACCGCAUCGCCCAGGUUCAAAUCGCUGCUGCAAAACCGACCGGCGGCCGAGAACACGUGCAUCGAAAUCAGCCACGUCAAGUACAACAUAUUUCACUUGGUGAUGCAGUAUCUCUACUGCGGGGGCGCAGAGUUCUUGCACAUACGCAACACCGAAGUCAUGGAGCUACUGUCUGCCUCCAAGUUCUUCCAACUCGAGGCCCUUCAGAGACAUUGUGAGAUCAUCUGCUCCAAGAACAUCACCAACGAGACCUGCGUGGACCUCUACAAGCACGCCAAGUUCCUGGGCGCCUUGGAGCUGACGCGCUUCAUCGAGGGCUACUUCCUGAAGAACAUGGCGCUGCUGGUGGAGCUGGACACCUUCAAGCAGCUUCUGUACGAGGCCCCGCCGCCGGCUCCCUCCUCCCCAGACGGCCCGGCCCCCCCCUGCUCGGACAUCCUGCACGACCUGGAGAAGACGCUGGCCUCUCGCGUCCACUCCAUCCACCUGUCCACCUCCAAAGGCUCAGUGGUGUGACGCGCGCGCCGCCAUCAAUGAUCAGUAGCAAAGCCAGCAAAAGGAACCUUUUGGGCCAAACCUUCUGCAUCUGGGACACUGUGUUACCAAACUCCUCCCACCCUGAUUUUGUUUUUUUUUUUUUGCAUGAGGCCCUUUUAUGCACAGCCUUCUCUCUGAGGAAGUGGAGGACCCCACUGACAUAAUGCGAAGUAUCAUUAGAUCCACGUUUGUCCAACUUUGUCAUCUCUGGCUUGAAUGUGCGCGUCGGACAUUUGUAGCCGGCCGCCGUCCUGCUUUCGCGGCACAUUUCCCCCCUGUAAUAUUCUGGUGAGUUCGAGUCAAGCAAAGGGAUUGAAAUGUGAUGGGAAAUACAAUAGGUAUCGAUCAGCAGUUGUUCUUAAUAAAGUGGCAGCGUGUCCAGUCCAGCAGGCAACCAAAAACAUAAUAGUAAUGCAGUACUGUACUACUAUUGAUUGUAGGCACUUGAAUCGUGUAAAUAGAAACAGAAAUCCUCGACUAUUUCUUUAUUUUCAUACAUAUAGCCCCAUAGAUUUCAUUUUAAUCUAUUUUGUUGAUAUGCAUAGAAAGAGGAUGUUUAAAAAAAAAAAGAUCAAUUAUGUAAGUCUGACUGAGACACAAUGUGAGAAGCAAGGAUGUAGUUGCACUCGUGCUACACUUUCCGUGUUUCCAAUAAAUGACAUUUUCAUUUC